This is a messenger RNA of Triticum turgidum subsp. durum (durum wheat), 1458 nucleotides long. Lineage: Eukaryota; Viridiplantae; Streptophyta; Magnoliopsida; Poales; Poaceae. The record is from the annotation of a GenBank genome assembly.
AUGGAGUCGCAGGCUCAGAGCAGCAAGGGCGAUUCCAGCAAGUCACCAAUGCCGCACGGUGGCGAGGGCGAUGAACCUGGCAAGGAUGAUUCCAGCAAGUCGCCAAUGCUGCACCGCGGCAAGGGCGAUGAACCCAGCAAGGCGCCGCCCACGCCUCAGAUGCUUCCCAUCACAAGGCCACCCAAGCCCGGCACAAGGGGGCGGCGCAUAACGCUGCUCACCAACCACUUCAAAGCCUCCUGGAAGCCAGCGCAUGACUUCUUUUACCACUAUCACGUAGAUCUCAAGUACGCAGACGGUCAACCCGCUGCUGGGGAACGCGUGGGGAGGAAAGUGAUGAGGCAGCUUUACGAGACCUACGCCUCUGACCUCGCAGGCAAGCAAUUCGCCUACGACGGCGAGACGGGCCUCUACACCGCUGGGCCUCUUCCUUUUACCACCAAUGUGUUUGAGGUUAUCCUGGUUGAUGCUUCAUCCCGAAGGUUUGCAGCAACGAGCGGGAGCCAUGGAGGAGAUGGCAGCCCAGGGCCAAGUGACAACAAGAGAAUGAAAACAGAAGCACACUCCAAAAUUUUCAAGGUGGAGAUAACCUUCGCGGCAAAGGUUCGGAUGAACAAUUCCUCACAGGAUGCUCUUCGGGUUCUCGACAUCAUUCUGAGGCAGCACUCUGCAAAACAGAAUUGCCUUUUAGUCCGACAGUCUUUUUUCCGUGGAGAUUCCCGUUACUUGGAGUUGGGUGGCGGUGUUCGCGGUUGUCAGGGUUUUUAUUCUAGCUUUCGACCCACUCUCAGUGGGCUCUCACUCAAUGUUGAUUUAACCACCACGAUGGUAGUGAGACCCGGGCCUGUGAUUGACUUUCUACUCUUCAACCAGGAUGUGAAGGACACUUCCAGAAUUGACUGGCGCAAAGCCAAACGGGCACUGAACAAAUUAAGGAUCGAGACCAUUCACACCAAGGCAGAAUUUACGAUUACUGGAUUGACCGAAAACAAUUGCAAUGAGCAGACUUUCCCACAAAAGCAAAAAGAUGGCAACACUGUGGAUGUAACUGUCUAUGAUCACUUCAUGAAUCGUUGGUCUAUGAAGAUGGAAAAGUCUGCUAAUUUGCCCUGUCUAAUUGCGGGGAAGCCAAUGCGCCCAACAUACCUCCCGCUGGAGGUUUGCAUUCUACUGCCAUUACAAAGGUAUAAAAAGUCACUGUCAACGUUGCAAAGGUCAAAGCUGGUGGAGGGAUCCAGGCAGAGGCCGGAUCAAAGGAUGUUGAGCUUAUCUGGUGCGUUGCGUGCCAAUAAUUAUAAUUCCGAUCCAAUGCUGAGGGAAUGCGGCAUUGCGAUAGAUCCAGAGUUUACUCAAGUCGAGGGUAGAGUCCUUCAGGCACCACAGUUAAACUCUGCAGAUGGUAGAGAACUUCGUACACCUAAUGGGCGGUGGAACUUCAAUAAUGACGUAAGCAACUGA